This is a messenger RNA of Klebsormidium nitens, 3408 nucleotides long. Lineage: Eukaryota; Viridiplantae; Streptophyta; Klebsormidiophyceae; Klebsormidiales; Klebsormidiaceae. The record is from the annotation of a GenBank genome assembly.
AUGGACACGCUACGGUCGUCCGUAACCCGUGUGGAAAACGUUGGACAGUCGCUUAGGACAGGGUUGGGGAUAUGCAGAGCUGAGCCAGUUGGUGGCCGAGUCCAGCUUGCGACAAGCAAUGCCAUCCGGAAAGGAGAAGCCAACGAAGGCAGGGGAAAGAUUCGCUCUGUGUUGGACACUGCAAUUGAUUCUGACGAUGAGGCCAGCUCCUACGAUGCAAUUGUCCGGAAACAGGCUCAGGAGGAGGAGUCCCGCUUCUUCCGGCUUGGCCCCCCGCCUGGUGACGUUGCUGAGGUGGAGGCGUUCUGCCGCAUCUACCGCCUUGCAGAGCAACUGCACAUUUCAGUGAUGGAUGCGCUGCGGGAGCUGGAAGAUAUGCAGCAGGCAGCCUCUGUAGCGGGGCUUAGCGAGGCUGCAGCGUUUGGCUACUGGGUGAACAAGGGGCUGGAGAACGGGGGCAUCACGGUGGAGGGGGACGUGCCGGAGCAGGAGGAGAAAGUGGUGGCGGGGCUGGCGCUCAUUGGCAGCAUCCUCCAGCGCGGGCGCGAGCGCGUGCUUGGACGGCCCGGCAUCUGGGUGGCUGAGGAGAAGAAGCGUUCACAGGCGUUGCGGGACGUUCAGGCCGGAGAGGAGACGCCCCCCCUGGCGCAGCUGCGCGCCGAGGUCCGCAACGCGUGCAGCCUCUUGCAGGAGUCGCUUGAGGCGCUUCUGCCCGAGGACUGGUCCCAGACGGAGCUAGUGAAGCAACGCUUGGAGCGGGUGCGGAACGUGUGCCUGGACGCGGGGUUCCCCCGCUCGGAGGGUGCCCCCGCGCAUGCAGACAUCCCAAACUUUGCGGAGGUGCGGCUGCUGCCGGUGCGUCGGCAGGGCCGGGAAAUCAUCGACUUAGCGGAGGAUAGGGAGGCGGUUGUGUUCUGGCGGGGGGGCCAGCUGACGCAGCAGGGGCUGGAGUGGCUGCGGAAGAAGGGGUUCAGGGCGGUGGUAGAUCUGCGGGCGACAGAGUGGGGCCGGCAGUGGGCGCGGUGGGACAGUGCGGCGGGGGACAUCAAGCGGUACCACAUCCCCAUCCAGUUCGACGAGAUGCCCGACCACGAGCAGGUGACGCAGUUCGCCAGGAUUGUGGCCGACCCCGCGAACCAGCCCCUCUUUGUGUUCAGCACGGGGGGCACUGGGCGCACGUGCGCCAUCAUUGCCAAGUGGAGGGAGCUGGUGCAGAGUGCAGGCGGGGUCAAGGCUUUCGCGCCGUCGGCAGCAAAGGUGGGCGGGAACGGGAAGGCGGCAGCGGCCACGGUGGCAAGGGAAGAGCUGGACCGUGCAGAGAAGGUGAUUGAUGAACUGGAAGACGUGGCGCCCGUGUGCGACGGGUGUGAAGAGGAUGAGGAGGACGGGGUUCUAGCAACUCCGGCUGACGAGCCUGCUGCGACCGUCGGUGCUCUGGAGGACAGCUCGGGAGCAGAGGAGCAGACGACAACGGAACUGGAGGAGUCGGAGCCUAGCACUAGCGAAAGCCCUUCGUUUGAGGGCAUCAAGCGGCUCUGGCAGGGGCGGGAAUCCCCAUUCGCAUAUAACGCGUUUGAGGCGCAGCGGCCGACCUCCGACGUGCUGUCUCGGCCGGCAAUGCAGGAGUGGCUACGGCAGAACAAAGCUCGAGGGGUGAGCGCAUUUGAGGCGCAGAUGCGCGCAUACCGGCAACCCGUGCAGCCACUGAGCGAGGUCGCUCGCAAGAAAAGGGAAGAGGAAAGCAUAACUGGGGUGGCCGGUCGAUGGGGGCGCCAGCGGGGCGGGGGAAUCCCUCGCUCAGGCCCGUCGUUCGAUCCGAACACGGAGAGCCUUCCCACGCCAAGCACAAACCAGGGGGUAAAUGGAACCACUGAAGAACGGCUAGAAAGCAAAGACACGGUGCUCUCAGACGAGAGGGAUCGCAUGGGGGCAGCGGAAGCUGCUGCCAGAGAGGCAGCCAGUGAUUCGAAGCAAGCGGAGCAUGAGAGCAGCGUGCAGCAAAAUGACGGGGCGUCGCAAAACGGGUACGCAUACGAGGAGGACGAGGAGAUGAGCAUGGAGAUGUUCGGCGUGCACCAGGACGGCUCGGGCCUGUGGCGGGUGGACGAGAGCAGCCGCGGCGGGAACGGGCGUUCGGUAGCGUCCGACGGGGCUGCCGCGCCGGACGACGGCCGGGGGGACGGAAUGGCGGUGGAGCGGCCGGAGGAGAGCAGCAGCGACGAGGAGGGGGGGGGCUUCCAGGGGGACAUGUGCAGCAGCACGACGGGCGUGGUGCGGCUGCAGAGCCGGCGCAAGGCGGAGAUGUACCUCGUGCGCACGGACGGCUUCACGUGCACGCGCGAGAAGGUGCGCGAGAGCACGCUGGCCUUCACGCACCCCAGCACGCAGCAGCAGAUGCUCAUGUGGAAGACGCCGCCCAAGACGGUGAUGCUGCUCAAGAAGCUGGGGGAGGACCUCAUGAAGGAGACCGAGGAGGUGGCGCUGUGGCUGCACCACCAGGAGGGCAUGAACGUGGUGGUCGAGCCGGAGGUGCACGACAAGCUCGCGCGCACGCCCGGCUUCGGCUUCGUGGAGACGUACUACAACGCGGACAUGAGCCGCCUGCACGAGCGCGUCGACUUCGUGGUGUGCCUGGGCGGGGACGGCGUCAUCCUGCACGUCAGCAACCUGUUCACCGAGGCCGUGCCGCCCGUCGUGUCAUUCAACCUGGGCUCCCUUGGCUUCCUCACCACCCACCAGUAUGAGGAGUACCGCGCGGACCUGCUGGCGCUGAUCCACGGCAACAGCAGCAUGGAGGGCGUGUACAUCACGCUGCGCAUGCGGCUGCGGUGCGAGAUCUUCCGGCGCGGCGUGCCCAUCCCGGGCAAGGUCUUCGAGGUGCUCAACGAGAUCGUCGUGGACCGCGGCGCCAGCCCCUACCUCUGCAAGAUCGAGUGCUACGAGCGCAACCGCCUCAUCACCAAGGUGCAAGCGGACGGCGUGCUGCUGGCGACCCCGACGGGCAGCACGGCCUACUCGGUGGCGGCGGGCGGCUCCAUGGUGCACCCCAACGUCCCCUGCAUCCUCUUCACGCCCAUCUGCCCGCACUCCCUCUCCUUCCGCCCCGUCAUCCUGCCAGACUCCGCAGAGAUCGAGCUGCGGGUCCCCGCUGAUGCCCGCAACACGGCGUGGGUGUGCUUCGACGGCAAGAAGCGGCAGCAGCUGAUGCGGGGGGACAGCGUGCGCAUCCGCAUGAGCGAGCACCCUAUGCCCACGGUGAACAAGUACGACCAGACGGACGACUGGUUCCGCAGCCUGGUACGCUGCCUAAAUUGGAACGAGCGGCUCGAACAGAAGGCCUUCUCCCUGCCAAAUCUGGGCGGCGGGUAUGAGGACGAGUACUAGGGACUUGUACACAUGUGUUGACCG